Molecule: messenger RNA, 3150 nt
Organism: Thecamonas trahens ATCC 50062
Lineage: Eukaryota; Apusomonadida; Apusomonadidae
Exons: 2
Coding region: 67-3150 (1027 amino acids)
Source: RefSeq, a predicted model, not a curated record
GCGACUGGCGUUACAGUGCGUGGUUGAUCUGCUCCUGAUUGCGGUCGACAGGUAGCCAGAGUCACUAUGGGAGACAUUGCGGCUCAGAAGAUGGCGCUUGAGACGGUGCUGGCAGAGGCGGCAGAGGUGCUUCCGGUCUUUGAGCCGUCAGCGCAGUUCGCGCUCGAUGCAGAUGGUGGGAGUGAGAGCGAGAUUGCGGCCCGGGAGGUGCUGAGACGAGUGAGGCGUACGUUGCCGGAUGGCAAGCUGCUGCGCGAUUCGGUGCUGCUGUUUGAGAUCACAGCGUCGAUCAUCGACUCGUCGGGCGCGUGCGACCAGAUGGACGCGCUUUUGGGCGCGCUGCCACCGGCCAAUGUCGCUGCCCUCGACGCGCUUGCAAAGGUUGUCCGUGCCGCGGGGCCAAGGGACUCGCCGUUUCCAGCCGUCCUCGCAGCGUGGCUCGCGUCAGCCGCAGACGUCAAGCCGCUUCUCCUGAUCGCGCUGGCGGCGCAUCGCCAGGACAUCUCCGCGCUGGCGGGAGAGAGCUUCGCCAGCCCCAAGCCGGACGAGGUGCUCAGUCCCGUCCCGCCAAGGACUUCAGACGUUGUUGUCUCGAACAUUGGCUCAGCGAACUCGAGCCUGUCCCGAUUCGGCAACUCGACUGCCAGGUUUGUAGUCUCGGACUCGUCCGAGUACUCCAGCUCGUCCGAGGACGACUCGCCGAGAGUUGCAGCGCCGCCACAGGUCGCGGCGCCCAAGGCUGGCUCGCCGCAGCCGGUGCGGCUCGAGUUUAGCGACGAAGAAGCGAGCGUUGGUUCAAGCUGCUCGGGCUGUGAACACGAGGCGGAGCAGACUUCUCCACCGCCGGCGGUGGCUGCUGGUGUGGCCGAGGUUGCCGCCAUUGAGGCGGUCUGUGCCGACCCGCCGCGGUGCGCUGCUGAGGAGAUCCGACCGGCCAUUGCCGCCGCCCGUAUGGAGCGGUCCGACUCGAUAGAAUCGAUGCGGCGGACGUCACAGCAGGCCAAGCGGCUCUCGCGCUCGUCCUCGUUUCUCGCCAAAUACCUCGCAGAUGCGCGCGGAGCCACGAGUGAGGCAGACUCGGCCGACGCAGAGCUUGCUGCCGCAACUACCGAAAUCGCCAGGCUGCAGGAACAGAAUCAGGUGCUCAUUAAGCAGCUAGUCGCCCACAAGCUCGACGCGUCGGCUUAUGCGCGGGCUGAGCUCUUCUCGCUCGGCGUCAUGGCCGACGCGGCGGAAGAAGCGCGUCCGCUGCUGGACCUGGGCGCAACCGCGACGCUGCUCUCGCGGCGAGUCCACGACCUCGCUGUCGCGCUGGCCCUAGAGCCGAUUCCGCAGCUCCGGGCCUCUCACGCCGUCGUCGCGUCGCUCGCCUCCCAGUUUACCACCGAUGCCGCAGCAUGGCUUGCAGCCUGUCCGUUCGGCGCCGCGCGCAAUGCGGCACAACUGCUCCCGGACCGUAUGGCGACCGCCUGCCAGAGCUUGCUCGGCAUUGUGACCGUCGUGACAAGUGGCGCAGGAAGUCAGGUUCCGCCGCAGCUCCUUGAGACAGCAGAUCCGAGCCUGUGCGACGCCCUCUCUGCUUUUGACGCUGCCUGCGACGACCUCUCUGCCAUUGUUGCUGCCGUCCAGCCCGGUGCCGAUCUCCUGGCUCUCGCCAGGAGCGUCCGUGCCGCAGUCGGGCGCGCGCUCCGCACGGCCGGCUGCGAACAAGGCAGGGGCACUAGUGUAGGCGCGCCGUCGCGCGCCGCCGCAGUAGCACGGCAGCUGGCCAGAUUCGAGCGGGCGUCCGCGAGGUGGGCAGAGGCGGCGUCGCCCGCCGCGGCAGAGCUCGCGCUCCCGCUUCACGCCGAAGUCAUCCAGCUGGUGUCCGGCAUUGAGGCCGGGUGUGGGCAGUACGCCACAGCGCCGAGCAACGCUGUCGCCGACGACAUCGAGGCUAUGGUGGCGGACUUGCACGACGCCAUCAGCUCGCUCACUGCGGUUUCAUCGGUGGCGUGCGACUCGGUCGUCGACGUCGUUCGUGACUUUACGGCCAAGCUCCGCGAGUGGAAGAACGUGUCUGGAAGUGAGCUCCAGAUGUGGGCGUACAUGCUUGACUCGUUUGCUGAGCGGACGUUCCGGCGGAUCGAGGCAUGGGCGGCGUCGGUGGCGGUGCCUGGUGUCGCCGACGCUCUUGCUCAGCACCAAACGCUGCUGGAGGGCAUGCUGAGCGAGCUUUCGCUUGUUGUGGGCGCGCGGCUUCACGCUCCCGACUCGGAGCAGGCAUCAGACCAUCGACUGGAACAGCGAGUCCGCAACAUCGCCAGCGAACUCGAGGCAAUUGUGGCCGAGGUGCGUGCGGCAUCGGCUGGUGGGCCGCUGGUGGCGGCGGUGGUGGGGCUGCAGGCGUCGGUCGAUGCGCAGACAGCGUCGGUCCUUGGUCGGUACCAAGUCCGGCUCGCGGUCCCGCAGCUAGAGGCUGGCUUUGCAGCGCUGGCGCGGUUCUCGCGGCAGUGGCAGCUCGCUACCGAGGACAGCCAGGUCCGGGGUCUGGUGGCGGCGUCGAGCAGGCUGGUGGCGGCGCGCGGCGGCGUGCUGCUCUCGGCGUGCAGCGAGUUUGUGGCCAACCCGACACCGGCGGCAUGCCAGCUCUUCGAGUCGAGCGGGCGGGCACUGAUGGCGACGCUGGCAGCGCUGGAGGCCGACGUGGCGUCGGCGCCGCUGCUCGGCGUCGACGAGGCGGCACCACAGGUGGUGGUUGUCCCGAACCCAGCGGCGAACGAGUCGGUGGCGUCGGUGCUGUUUGGCUCAGACAGCAUGCUGUCGGGCUCGCCGUCGACGCACGACAGGUCGAUCGAGCUGCCGGGACGAUCGCCGGUGCGGAGCCGCGGCGGGCUGCUGCUAGAGGUCGAGUCGCUGCGUGCGACGCUGAGCCAUGCCGAGGCCGCGUUUGCGAGCCAGCGCGACCAUCUGGUGGUGGAGCUCAACGCGGCGAUCCGGCGGCACAACGCGGCGCUCGGCGAGGAAAUCUCGCGGACUCGGGCGCUCAAAGACACGCUGGUGGCACGGAUUCAAGCUGAGGCGCAGCGGCUGGCGGCAGAGCAGGUCGACGCACUGCGAAGCAAGAUCCGUAGCGAGCUGGCGGCUGAGGCGCGGACACGGACGCUUUAG